This is a messenger RNA of Oncorhynchus gorbuscha (pink salmon), 2712 nucleotides long. Its product is annotated as extensin-2-like. The transcript has 3 exons. Lineage: Eukaryota; Metazoa; Chordata; Actinopteri; Salmoniformes; Salmonidae. Bases 1 to 2712 code for a protein of 903 amino acids. The record is from RefSeq and is a predicted model, not a curated record.
AUGCGCCUCAUAAACGAGCGCCCUGCGUAUUACAGCCUGAUUAACAAUCUAACCUCUACCCACCUUCCUGCCAUUACCAACAUGUUGGGCCUUCCUGCCACCUCCUACCUGUUGGGCCUUCCUGCCAUCUCCUACACAUUGGGCCUUCCUGCCACCUCCUACAUGUUGGGCCUUCCUGCUACCUCCUACCUGUUGGGCCUUCCUGCUACCUCCUACCUGUUGGGCCUUCCUGCCACCUCCUACACAUUGGGCCUUCCUGCCACCUCCUACAUGUUGGGCCUUCCUGCUACCUCCUACAUGUUGGGCCUUCCUGCUACCUCCUACAUGUUGGGCCUUCCUGCUACCUCCUACAUGUUGGGCCUUCCUGCUACCUCCUACAUGUUGGGCCUUCCUGCUACCUCCUACAUGUUAGGCCUUCCUGCUACCUCCUACCUGUUGGGCCUUCCUGCUACCUCCUACCUGUUGGGCCUUCCUGCCACCUCCUACAUGUUGGGCCUUCCUGCCACCUCCUACACGUUGGGCCUUCCUGCCACCUCCUACCUGUUGGGCCUUCCUGCUACCUCCUACAUGUUGGGCCUUCCUGCCACCUCCUACCUGUUGGGCCUUCCUGCUACCUCCUACCUGUUGGGCCUUCCUGCUACCUCCUACAUGUUGGGCCUUCCUGCCACCUCCUACCUGUUGGGCCUUCCUGCCACCUCCUACAUGUUGGGCCUUCCUGCCACCUCCUACCUGUUGGCCCUUCCUGCUACCUCCUCCACGUUGGGCCUUCCUGCCACCUCCUACACGUUGGGCCUUCCUGCCACCUCCUACCUGUUGGCCCUUCCUGCUACCUCCUACACGUUGGGCCUUCCUGCCACCUCCUACAUGUUGGGCCUACCUGCCACCUCCUACACAUUGGGCCUUCCUGCCACCUCCUACACGUUGGGCCUUCCUGCCACCUCCUACAUGUUGGGCCUUCCUGCCACCUCCUACAUGUUGGGCCUUCCUGCUACCUCCUACAUGUUGGGCCUUCCUGCCACCUCCUACAUGUUGGGCCUUCCUGCUACCUCCUACCUGUUGGGCCUUCCUGCCACCUCCUACACAUUGGGCCUUCCUGCCACCUCCUACACGUUGGGCCUUCCUGCCACCUCCUACACGUUGGGCCUUCCUGCCACCUCCUACACGUUGGGCCUUCCUGCUACCUCCUACCUGUUGGGCCUUCCUGCCAUCUCCUACACAUUGGGCCUUCCUGCCACCUCCUACAUGUUGGGCCUUCCUGCCACCUCCUACAUGUUGGGCCUUCCUGCUACCUCCUACAUGUUGGGCCUUCCCAUGUUGGGCCUUCCCUACCUCCUACCUGUUGGGCCUUCCUCCUCCUACAUGUUGGGCCUUCCUGCUACCUCCUACCUGUUGGGCCUUCCUGCCACCUCCUACACGUUGGGCCUUCCUGCUACCUCCUACCUGUUGGGCCUUCCUGCCAUCUCCUACACGUUGGGCCUUCCUGCUACCUCCUACCUGUUGGGCCUUCUUGCCAUCUCCUACACGUUGGGCCUUCCUGCCACCUCCUACACGUUGGGCCUUCCUGCCACCUCCUACACGUUGGGCCUUCCUGCCACCUCCUACAUGUUGGGCCUUCCUGCCACCUCCUACCUGUUGGGCCUUCCUGCCACCUCCUACACGUUGGGCCUUCCUGCCACCUCCUACCUGUUGGGCCUUCCUGCUACCUCCUACACGUUGGGCCUUCCUGCCACCUCCUACCUGUUGGGCCUUCCUGCCACCUCCUACAUGUUGGGCCUUCCUGCCACCUCCUACCUGUUGGGCCUUCCUGCCACCUCCUACAUGUUGGGCCUUCCUGCCACCUCCUACCUGUUGGGCCUUCCUGCCACCUCCUACCUGUUGGGCCUUCCUGCCACCUCCCACCUGGGCCUUCCCACCUCCCUGUUGGGCCUUCCUGCCACCUCCUACCUGUUGGGCCUUCCUGCCACCUCCUACCUGUUGGGCCUUCCUGCCACCUCCUACCUGUUGGGCCUUCCUGCCACCUCCUACCUGUUGGGCCUUCCUGCCACCUCCUACCUGUUGGGCCUUCCUGCCACCUCCUACCUGUUGGGCCUUCCUGCCACCUCCUACCUGUUGGGCCUUCCUGCCACCUCCUACCUGUUGGGCCUUCCUGCCACCUCCUACCUGUUGGGCCUUCCUGCCACCUCCUACACGUUGGGCCUUCCUGCCUCCUACCCUCCUACCUGUUGGGCCUUCCUGCCACCUCCUACCUGUUGGGCCUUCCUGCCACCUCCUACCUGUUGGGCCUUCCUGCCACCUCCUACCUGUUGGGCCUUCCUGCCACCUCCUACACGUUGGGCCUUCCUGCCACCUCCUACACGUUGGGCCUUCCUGCCACCUCCUACACGUUGGGCCUUCCUGCCACCUCCUACACGUUGGGCCUUCCUGCCACCUCCUACACGUUGGGCCUUCCUGCCACCUCCUACCUGUUGGGCCUUCCUGCCACCUCCUACACGCCAGGGGUCUAGUGUGGAACGGACUAGCCCAGCUCGCCUGGCGUGGAACGGACUAGCCCAGCUCGCCUGGCGUGGAAUGGACAAGCCCAGCUCGCCUGGCGUGGAACGGACAAGCCCAGCUCACCUGGCGUGGAACGGACAAGCCCAGCUCACCUGGUGUGAAACGGACUACCCCAGCUUGCCUGGCGUGGAACGGACUACCCCAGCUUGUCUGGCGUGA